This is a messenger RNA of Thalassophryne amazonica, 2202 nucleotides long. It is a transcript of the gene oacyl, whose product is annotated as O-acyltransferase like. The record is from RefSeq and is a predicted model, not a curated record. Gene Ontology annotation, molecular function: acyltransferase activity, transferring groups other than amino-acyl groups. NCBI's taxonomy places the organism in Eukaryota, Metazoa, Chordata, Actinopteri, Batrachoidiformes, Batrachoididae. Bases 32 to 2092 code for a protein of 686 amino acids. The transcript has 15 exons.
ACGGACAGUCAAAGUCAGUCAGUCAGUCAACAUGGCACUAGGUUGUGCAGUGUUCCUCCUGUUUGCAGGAAUUGCUGCUGUACUGGCAACAACUUAUAAUGUGUCUGUUCAAUGUAUGACAGAUACAAACACCUUCCUGUGGGAAAUCAACCAGAAAAACCCAAAGGAAUAUGCUACAGAAAUGUAUGAUGCAUUUGGGAAAAUGGGCAGUGGUGUUAUAGAUGGAAACGUCAACCAGCCUGGUAUGAUGCAGCAAUGUCGCCGAGCACGUGGCCCCGGCUUCUCUGGACGCUACUGCCAAGUGUUCCUGAAACAGGGCACAGUCCUGUACUUUGUGGGCAUUUGCAUUCCGGACUCCUGUGAGGAAGAUGAUGUCCAAAUGCUGGUGCUGUACGAGAAAUUUCAGUUUGGUCAGAAGUCCUUAGUUCCUCCAUUCCCUCCCAUCCUGGUCAAUCAGUCAGCUCAGGAGAUCAUGAGGACCUACUGUAUGUCCAACACCAUUUACCCAGAUGCAUCAGAUAUCACCUUCCUGUUUGUGCUUUGCCUAAUGGUUGCAGUUCCUCUUGCAGCUACCCUGUUCUCAGCAAUAAUAAGGUGGCAACAGAACAGAGAGGGCAGUCCAAGAGCAGACAGCACUUUUUUACACACUGAUCUGAACCUUUACGGCAGUCUGAAGUCCAGUGGCUCCUCUAGUGGUGGGAUGACUACCUCUGCAGCCCAGCAGCAUUCAGAGAUCAACUGUAACAUUUCAGAACAAAACGUGAGCAGCAGACCAUGUUUUCCUCGAAGCUGUGUGUUCCAGUGUCUUCAGGCGUUCUCUCUUCAGAAUACCACCAAAGGCGUCCUGAGCACCACCUCAUCCAUCCCAGGAGGCGGCUACCCCGUCCUGAACGCCAUCCGUGUCCUCAGCAUUUUUUGGAUUGCUUCUGGCCAUACAACGCAUUUUAUCGCCCUACACAGCCUGGAUAAUUCCAAAAUAUGGAGGAAAACUGUUGAAAGCAGCCCAGUGUAUGUGUUCACCAGCAGUGGCCCUGUUUAUCUGGGUGUUGAUACUUUCCUCCUGCUGGGCGGUCUGCUUAGUGCCAGGUCUCUGCUGGCAUCCAUCCAAAGGGCAGAGGACAAGCUGAGCAUCGCAAUAGUGGCCAAUUACCUCUUCAACCGAAUUAAAAGAGUUCAGCCACUGCACCUGUUCAUUGUGUGUCUUGUCACCGGUGUCUCUUCUGUGGUCCAGUGGGGACCAUACUGGUACUUAUUUCGUGACUUCUGCACAGGCUGUAAGAAGGACUGGUGGGCCAACUUACUACUGAUUACCAAUCUCCUCACAGAACCUAAUAUGUGUGUGCCGUGGGCGUGGUACCUGUCUCUAGACUUCCAGUGUUAUGUCACUACUCCCCUACUGGUUUAUCUUUACAGACUGAACAGGCGUGUGCUUACAAUGGUAUCAGGGGCCCUGCUGCUGGGAACCACUGUGGCCAGUGCCUUUGUCACUGCAGUCCUACACCUGCCAGUGUUUCAACCAUUUGCACUGACACACUGGAAUUAUACCCUGUAUUACUACAUGAAACCCUACACCAGAUAUGGGCCGUUCUUGAUAGGGAUCUUGACUGGGAUAUAUCUGACAACAAAGAAAGUACAACUCCUACAACAAAAGUGGCAGGCUGCACUUGGUUGGUUCAGUUGUCUGGGUGUCUUGGCACUUGUGGUUGGACUGCCCUACAUCCUGCAGGGGGAGCCAUCCUCUCCGUGCGUCCUUCAUGCCCUGUAUCAGGGUCUGCACAGACAGCUGUGGGUGCUGGCUGUGACCUGGAUCAUACUGGCCUGUGAGGAGGGAUACGGAGGGUGGAUCAAUAGUUUUCUGUCCUCUGGUCUCUGGAUUCCUCUUUCCAACAUGAGCUAUGCCUUCUAUUUGACACACCCCAUCAUUAUUAUGAUCUAUAUGGGCUUACAGGAGACCCCGUUCCACUAUACGGACAUCAACAUCAUGUACAUGUUCUUGGGUAACCUGGCGAUGUCGCUGGUGGUCAGCUACGUGUUCGUUGUGCUGGUUGAGAAACCCUUCCUUCUUCUAAAGUGCGGUAGUAAAUUGAGAUAAUCCUGUUAUUUACAGCCACACCUCUGUAUUCAGUUAGACUGUGCUUUGUAGAAGUUGUUCAAUUCUACUAUUUUAAAAUUGAACCUGUUAGUGUCUUUAAAAUAUGUGUU